Molecule: messenger RNA, 786 nt
Organism: Blepharisma stoltei
Lineage: Eukaryota; Ciliophora; Heterotrichea; Heterotrichida; Blepharismidae
Source: the annotation of a GenBank genome assembly
AUGAUAAUACAACUACCUAAGCUAUUAGAAAAUACAAAAUGUAGACCAUUUGCUCAUCACAAUUUUCGCCACCGAAGAUCAAAUUCGCCCCAGUCAAAUUACUUUAAUAAGGGUGAUAAGCUAAGAUUUGAAUCUAUACCUAUGGAGAACAGACCCCAAGAGAUUAACGAUAGACCUCAUACGUCAUUUCAUAAUCGUCGAAACAAUGAUCGUAGCAGCUGCAAAAGUGUCCCUCGAGAAAGAGCUUCCCAAAUCUUUAGUGAUACAAAACCGAUAAGAGAAAGAGAGAGUCUUGGACUUUUAGAUAAGCUUUCGCUUUAUAAGCAUAAUGACACUCUACAAGAGCCAAGCUUAGCCUGGCUUCUUUGCGAUUAUAAUAAAAAACAGCCAAAAGCAAAAGAAAAAGAAAAUAACAGCUCAAAAGAAGUAUUUCGGCUCCGAAAUGAAAAAAUCAGCCUUCCCAGCAAAUAUUCAACAAGUAAUCGAGAUACUCCUUUAAAGCAAAGGCUUAAGAAAGCUAAAAAUCUAUUAUUUUCUCAGAAAACAGUAUCUAACGACGAAAACAUCAAAUGCUAUUCUUUAAACAUAAAAAAAUUCACUUCAGAUAUAAAAAACACGACAUUUGCUAAGCCUUCCAAACAUCCGGAGAAAUCUCACACAACAAUUGAAAUUCAAACAGACCUAAUCGGUGAGGACACGGUAAUUCACAUCCCGGACUGCAUUUCCGAAAGCAACAGCCAAGAAGAAGACAGCCCAAUGCACCAAUACCACCCUAAAUAUCUUUAA